UGUGCGAUAUGAUGGGAAUUUUACUGCCUACGACGGGUUUUUUCUAAAACGAGGCUGCAGACGCCACGCGGUGGGGAUGCGAGGCUCCACGUAAAAAGUAAAACAGAGAGAGAGUCGUUUCUUUGUCACGCGUAACCAUUCUUGAAAGGUCUGAGCAUUAAAAAAAGAGAAUGGCAGACGUACAAAUUGAGGUCGCGGGUGGUAUGCAAAUACCGCAACAAAAACAAAAAUCGAGCACUGGGCUGGAAUUCCUACAGAUACCACAAUUUGCACUCAGUAAUAUAGGAUAUUCACAAGCUCACGAAUGGAUUGAACAUAGAAAAGCAAAUAUCAGGCCAUGGUCUUUAUUCCUUAAUACGAGUAAUAUAAGACCUCCACCUAGUUUACUAAGAUUGAGUAAAAGAAUUGUGAGAAAUAUUGAGUAUUUCCAGAGCAAUUAUUUAUUUGUGUUUAUUGGAUUAGUUAUAUAUUGCUUGAUUACAUCGCCAUUAUUACUACUUGCUGUUGCUGUAUCUCUUGGAACUUGUUAUAAAGUUUCACAACGUCAUACUAAACAGGCACUUACAAUAUUGAAUCAUAAAUUAACAUUAGCUCAAGUUUUUUCUUUGGUAGGAGUUUGUUCACUGCCAAUCUUUUAUUUGGUUGGUGCUGGUGCAGCUCUCUUCUGGGUUCUUGGUGUAUCUUGGUUUGUAAUAACAUUACAUGCAGCAUUCUAUAAUAUUGACUCUGUAUUAUGUCCAGGAGAAGAUGAACUUAAUUCUUUAGUUAUGCAAGAAGUUUCAAAAGGAGGUACAGUAUUUAGUUUAUACUUUCAUGAUGAAAUUCGUACAAUUGAUUUUGUACUUGUCUGGGAUGAAUACAAUGUAGAAGCGCAAAAAUAUCACUGUACUGAAUAUAGACGUGUGUUUGAAAAAAAUUUGGAGAAAGAAGGUUUACAAUUGGAAUAUGAACAAGCAGAACCAAAUGGUCUACAUUUUAUCAAAAUUCAUGCACCUCGUGAAGUAUUAAGACGGUAUGCUGAAAUAUUAAAACUUAGAUUGCCAAUGAAAGAGUUAUCUGGCAUGAUAAUUCCUGAAAAUCGUAGUAAUACAUUAAUAAAAGAAGUCAAUUCAUUAUUUAAGAAAAUUAUGAAAAAAUAUUAUGUCGAUGAAACAAUAUUUCCGACUCUAAAACAUAAUUUUACGGCUGUUUAUAGUCGUGAUAAAGAAUAUUUAUUUGGUUUGGAUUCGCCAAAUUUUUUUACUGCUGCAACACGUGCUAGAAUUGUACAGUUUAUUUUAGAUAGAACCAGAUUUACUGAAACCAAGGAUGAUGAUUUUGCAUUUGGAAUAGAUAGGUUGAUUUCAGAAAAAGCAUAUGUGGCUGCAUACCCUCUUCAUGAUGGUGAUUUACAAGCACCUGAUUCUAUGAGAUAUCUUUUAUAUAAAGAAUGGGCAUGUCUGAGAAAAUGUCUUCAUUAUCAACCAUUAGAUUACAUCAAAGAAUAUUUUGGAGUAAAAAUUGGACUUUAUUUUGCUUGGCUUGGUUUUUAUACUCAUAUGUUGAUACCCGCUAGUAUCGUAGGACUUUUAUGCUUCAUAUAUAGUUGCGCGACUUUAUAUUCUAACGAACCAAGUGAAGAUAUUUGCAAUGGUAAUGAUACCAUCGAAAUGUGUCCCUUAUGUGAUCAUUUUUGUGGAUAUUGGAAUUUGAAAGAAACAUGUUUACACGCAAGAAUUACGUAUUUAUUUGAUAAUCCAUCUACCGUGUUUUUCUCUAUAUUUAUGUCAUUAUGGGCUACUUUGUUUUUGGAAUUGUGGAAACGAUAUUCGGCAGAAAUAACUCACAGAUGGGAUUUAACUGGCCUAGAUGCUCAAGAGGAACACCCUCGCCCUCAGUACUUAGCACGUUUAGCACAUAUAAAAAAAAAGUCGCUCAAUAUUAUUACAAAUACGGAGGAACCGAAAGUUCCCUUUUGGAAGAUGAAAGUUCCUGCUACAAUUUUUAGUUUUUCCAUCGUUUUGUUGCUGAUUGCAGUAGCAAUGGCAGCUGUGUUAGGUGUUGUUCUAUACAGAAUGUCUGUUUUAACUGCCUUAAGUGUUUAUGGACAUCCUAUGGUAACAAGUUAUGCAAUACUAUUUACAACAGCUACUGCAGCUAGCAUUAAUUUGUGUUGUAUUAUAAUAUUUAACUGGGUCUAUGUUUGGCUAGCUGAAUAUUUAACAGAGAUUGAACUGCUUCGAACCCAAACUGAAUUUGAUGAUAGUUUAACAUUAAAAAUUUAUCUACUCGAAUUUGUUAACUACUAUGCUUCCAUAUUUUAUAUAGCAUUUUUUAAAGGAAAAUUCGUUGGCUACCCGGGUAAUUAUAAUCGUUUCUUUAAAUACCGACAAGAAGAAUGUGGGCCUGGUGGUUGUCUUAUGGAAUUAUGCAUACAAUUAAGCAUUAUCAUGAUUGGCAAACAGACUAUGAAUACAAUAUUAGAAAUGUUGUUUCCAUUAUUUUACAAAUGGUUAAAUACUUUAAAAGUACAUGUUGGAAUGAAAACAAAAAAUGGACAAAAGAAAGUUACUACUAGAAAAUACCUUCAAUGGAUCAAGGAUUAUAAAUUAGUAGAAUGGGGUCCAAGAAGUUUAUUUCCUGAGUAUUUAGAAAUGGUACUACAAUAUGGAUUUGUUACUAUCUUUGUUGCUGCAUUUCCACUAGCUCCAUUUUUUGCAUUAUUAAAUAACGUUUUUGAAAUGCGAUUAGAUGCAAAAAAAUUGUUAACGAUGUAUAGAAGACCAGUUGGACAACGUGUUAUAGAUAUAGGUAUAUGGUAUCGUAUUCUUGGUUCCAUUUCUAAGUUGUCUGUCAUAACUAAUGCAUUCAUCAUAGCUUUUACUUCAAACUUUAUACCAAGAUUAGUUUAUCGAAUAACUGUCUCUGAUAAUUAUUCCCUUGAAGGAUUUUUAGAACAUUCUCUUUCGAAGUUUAAUACAAGUGACUUACAAAAUGGUACUGAACCAUUUUCGCUACCUACCCAUGAACAGGUUGAAAUAUGUAAAUAUCCAGACUAUAGGGAACCACCAAAUUCGCCAAACAAAUAUCAAUAUACAAUUAUGUUUUGGCACGUACUUGCAGCGAGACUAGCGUUUAUUGUUGUAUUUGAGAAUAUUGUUGCCUUUGUAAUGAUACUUGUACGAUGGUGUAUUCCCGAUAUGAAUCCAAAGUUAAGAGAUAAAAUACGACGUGAGGCAUAUAUAACUAAUGAAAUAAUUAUUCAUCAAGAAGCGCUUCGUGCUUGUGGGAGGUCGGCUGAUGUAGACACAAAUCAGCAUUUCAUUACAUUAAAUGAUAACGUAAAUCGGUGGUCUAGAGUCAUGAGAAAUAGUUUAUCUAAUUCUGAAUUUGAUUUAGAAAUUCAUGGGAGUCCUGUGUCACCAGCUAAUCCACAUACACGGGUUGGUCCCGCCGCACUAUGAUCACUUUUUAGAUCAAAUAAAUAACAAUAGAAAGAUAUAACUGUGAUACUAGUCACGCUUCUGUAUAUUGGUUUUAUUAAUAUAAUUUUCAAACAAACAUGUGAUCAAAAAGAUCUGAUAAAGAUAUU
Molecule: messenger RNA, 3571 nt
Organism: Eufriesea mexicana
Lineage: Eukaryota; Metazoa; Arthropoda; Insecta; Hymenoptera; Apidae
Gene: subdued
Product: anoctamin 1
Exons: 13
Coding region: 171-3443 (1090 amino acids)
Biological process (GO): chloride transmembrane transport
Cellular component (GO): plasma membrane
Molecular function (GO): chloride channel activity; protein dimerization activity
Source: RefSeq, a predicted model, not a curated record